AUGGAUUUAUCAAAACCCUAUGAUGAAGAAAUUUACGAGACAGAACAAUUCAUAAAAAAACUUAGAAAUAAAUCAAAAGCCACUGAAGAAUCUUCAUGAGAAAAAUUUAAAGCAUCACUUAUAGUGAUCCAGAAUUCAGAGAGAGAGCUUUUUGUGUUGUUUUUUAUUAAUAUCAUGCUAAGCCUUGACUAUUAUAUAUUGACAACAAUGAUUCCGCUUUAUUUUUCCCAGGAAGAAGGUGCAUCUGAUACUGAGGCUGGAGUUAUCUUCGGGCUUGUAGGUAUUGUAAUAGGUAUUCUUGCCGUUUUUCUGGGCCCAUUUGUGAAUAAAUUAGGCUGCAAGCAAUCAUUAAUUGUAUCAGGGGGAUUUACAUUUAUCGGAUAUUUGCUUCUCUUAUCGACGAGAAAUAUAAUAGUAAAUCUGAUAGGGGUUAUAUGUUUUUUAACCGUAGGAUGCUCAAUGUCAUGAUCUGUUGUAGAAUUAGGGGCUAAAUUGUAUACAGCAAAAGAAGCAAGAAACACAAGUAAUUCCUUGUUAAUGAUAGGGAAUUUUUUCUCAGGAAUUUUGGCUGGGACUGCUAUUGAUUUUAUUUGGACAAAUAAUGGCAAUAUAAAUAACAAAUAUUUCACCAUUUACAGCACUGCUGCUUUUGCUGCAGGAUUAUCAUUUCUUGCAGCAAUAUCUAUGAGGGAGCCACGUGAAACUGAAACUGAAGAAGAGGAAGAAAUUAUUUUUUCAAGAAAUUUGUAUAUAAAGAAAAAAUUUUGGAGAUUUUUAGCACUAAUUUUUCUAUUGAUUUUACUUAUUUCCCUCCAUGAGCGAAUAAAAAGAUUUUUUUCGCUCAUGGAUUAAUUCUCAAUCCAAAAAAUGGAAGUAGAAAUUAAUUUAAUUCUUAAAACUUAUAUUUUAAAAUGCAAGCUAUUUAAAAUUUAAUAGAAUUAGCUCGAGGUUUCAUUAUAAUAAUUAUCACUUACAGAUCCAAAUAUUUUUCAUAAAAACUUUUUGUUCACUCACGGAGAUGAGAGGGGGGAGUUAGAAGUGGGUGCUUUGGGCAUUUAGAUGCGACUUUUCCAAAAUAUCUUACAAGACAAGAAGGAGAAAAAGCUCACUUUGGUGCAUAUUUAGCUUUACAUUCUGCGACAAUGCUGUGCGGCACCAUAGGCUUUACCCCAAUUUCCUAUAAUUUUUCAAGUUAUUCUUUAAUCCUAGCAGGAGCUGUUAUGGGCUCGAUUGCUCCUUUAUUUUUAGCUAUAGGGGGAAGCACAUUUUAUUUUAUUUGCUUUGUGCUCGUGGUGUCUGCAGGUGAGAGUUUAUGGGUUCCAAGAUUAUUAGACUACACUAUAAGAAUUGCACCUAAAGGAGAAGAAGGGACCUAUUUAGCAUUAUGCAAUUGUCCCUUUUACUUUGGGAUGAUUGUGACCGGAAUUUUUUCUGGAAAUUUACUUGAGAUGUAUUGUCCUGAGGAAGGAGAAAACAACUGCGACAAAAUGUGACUUAUUAUAGGAAUUUGUGGUAUAGUAAUUCCCAUCUUGUUGUUUAUGUUUAGAAAAAUACUAGAGCAGCCAGAUGAAGAAGAAAAUCCAUAUAUGCCUUGCUUUAAAGAAGGAAAUAUUAAUUAUGAUAAAGUUCCAAUAAACUAA
Molecule: messenger RNA, 1640 nt
Organism: Blepharisma stoltei
Lineage: Eukaryota; Ciliophora; Heterotrichea; Heterotrichida; Blepharismidae
Source: the annotation of a GenBank genome assembly